Alternaria postmessia is the source of this 1377-nucleotide messenger RNA. RefSeq lists its product as uncharacterized. The transcript is spliced from 2 exons. The coding region runs from base 1 to 1377 and encodes 458 amino acids. NCBI's taxonomy places the organism in Eukaryota, Fungi, Ascomycota, Dothideomycetes, Pleosporales, Pleosporaceae. The record is from RefSeq and is a predicted model, not a curated record.
AUGGCCGUCGGACUCGGAGAGACUAUUACUGUGAUUAACAAGAGUGGGAAGGUAGUGAGCAGUAGCAAGCACAUUGUCAACGUCUUCAAGGAGGCCAAGGCCGCCUACCGUGAGCGCAAAGCUGAAAUCAAGGCUGAGCGCGAUGCCGUCGUGAAGGAGAGGGAGGUCGCCAAGAAGGCCCUCCGCGCUGCCGGCGAAGACGACGAUGCCCGCUCCCAGGUCUCGCACCGCUCCAAGGCUUCCAAAGCCCACACCCACCGCAAGCAUGACCGGCCGACCAUGGAGCGCGGCUACAGCGACAGCUUCUAUGCCAACGACAGCCCGCGGAGCAGCAAACACCGCCUCGAAAAUGACCUCGGCGGACACGAUGCGCACAACAAGGAGACUGCGAGGAGGAACUCCGACCAGGCCGUCCAGCGUUCGUCCCAAAGCAAGUCGCGAUCCAAGUCAGUCGACAUGGACCUUUGCUACGGUGACGUGCCCCCGCCCCUGCCCGAAAAGAAGUACGACGACCUCGAGCUCAAAGAGAAGGCUUCCAAGAUCGAGAUGCUCCUAGACGAGGCCAACUGCCUCCAACAUACCGCCACCGCCAUGAUCGAGAACCUGCAAAAGAACCCCGAGGCCCUUGCCGCCGUAUCCCUCACACUCGCCGAGAUCAGUGCCAUCGUGGGCAAGAUGGGUCCCGGUGUGCUCACGGCGCUCAAGGGCAGCUUCCCCGCCGUAGCUGCUCUACUCCUCAGCCCACAGUUCAUGAUCGCUGGAGGUGUCGCUGUCGGUGUCACCAUCGUCGCGCUCGGUGGAUACAAGAUCAUCAAGAAGAUGCAGGCACAGCCUGCGGUCGAAGAACCAAUGCCUGCCGCGCCUCAAAUGCCUUUGCCUGUCCGUGCCGCCACCAUGCCGCUGCCCAUCGAAGAUUCCAACAACGAGCUCGACGAGCUGGAGCCUCAGGAACUAAGUCGUGUGGAGAAGUGGCGUCGUGGCAUCGCAGACGUCGAGGCCAACAGCUCCGGCACCAGCGUCGACGGCGAGUUCAUCACACCCGAGGCAUCACGCACCCUUGUCGCAGCUGGCGUUCUUGAUGAAGAUGACCUCAAGUCCCGUCGCAGCACCAGAUCCAAGAGGACCAGCGACUCAAAACACAGGGAGCACAAGUCGCAUCGUGCACCAAAGUCUGACUUCAGCGUCAAGACAAGCAAGACCUCCGACAGCAAACGUCAUUCUAGCAAGGAAAAGUCCAGCAAGGAAAAGGUCCCCUCCAGCAAAGUCGCUCCCAGCGUCUCAAGCAAAUCCGGCAAAGAAAGCAGCAAGUCCAAGAAGAAGGAAAAAGAGCCUUCAGGCCUGAAGAUGUUGUUCCGCGCUCACACCGUUGCCGUUUAG